AUGGACAACCGCCAAACGCCAACGCUCAUUGUUACCAUAGUCUUUUUCGUCCUUGCUUCGGUCUUUGUCGCGCUUCGCUUUGUGUCGCGCUUGGGUGUUGUGCACAAAGUCGCUGCGCAUGACUAUUUGAUGCUUUUGGCUUGGGUAAUUGACUUUGGCUUCGUCUUUGCAAUCUGCUACGGAACUACCAAGGGCUUGGGUCUACACCAGACCGAUGUCUCGUCCUCGAAUAAUGUCGCCUUGAACACGGCCGAAUAUGUUGCCAACGUGCUUUACAACCCCGCGUUAAUGACGCUCAAAAUGUCCAUCCUGAUUUUCUUCCUCUCCCUAUCCAAAACUGACAAGAUCUUCCGCUGGUCCAUCUACGCCACCAUUUUCGUCGUCAAUGCCGCCGGCGUUGCCUUGACUAUGGUCAAUAUCUUCCAGUGUAGGCCCGUCAGCGCUGCAAUCUGGCCGCAUAAAAUGGGCACAGCGACUUGCACUGAUAUUGUCACUAUAUAUCUUUCGUCCGCGCCUGUCAAUCUGAUUACCGACGUCGCUAUCUUUUUGUUGCCGGUGCCGAUCCUGACUAAAUUGCGCUUGCCGCGGAAGCAGAAGAUUAUUCUGAUUGUAACCUUUAGCUUUGGAGUUUUCACUGCUGUUGUCGAUGUCAUCCGGGUCGCGUACCUGCAGAGCGCGGCAACAUCGCGUGUCCAGAUGAUACACACGGCGGAAUCAGCUGGUCUUACGUCGAAAUUGGGGCAGGAUUUUUCCUGGUACGGCGCGUUCGCAUUUAUGUGGUCUGCGGUCGAAGUCAAUACUGGCAUCAUGUGCGCUUGCGUACCCGGGCUGAAGCCGCUCGCUGCCCGUAUUUUGCCCAGGUUGAUAAAAGGCUCCACGGAUACCUCGCCCCAGCAAGCCUCAUACAGCGCGUACCCUACCAGCGCAAACCGGUCUAAUCGUCGUGCCUCUCUAGAACCUCGUCAACGCCAGAGUCCAAGUCUACAUCCUGGAUCCGGACACAAUGGAACAUCUAUCCACCCGCCGCCAACGGCAGCGAGCCCCGAGGAAAUGAUGGACAUGUCCGACUUUCUCGCUCGUUCUGGACCUAGCGACGAUAUGGAAAGCAGCACGGUAGAAGAAAGCUAUGGGCCGAUGAACGUGUCGCGGUUUUUCGAUUUUGUGAAUGUGAAAAAACCCAAGAGUAUGCUUGCCAUGAACAACAAAGAAUCGAUCCCUCCGGUAGCAUUGACGACAAUCCUGUUUUUCAUGUGGGGACUAGGCUAUGGGUUCUUAGACGUCCUGAACGACCAGUUCCAAACGAUCGACCACCUGAAUUCCUGGGCGUAUCUCGGCUUGCAUGCAGCAUACUACGGCGGCUAUCUUGUCUCGCCGCUGACCAUUGGCCGGGUAUUACUACGCCGAUGGGGGUUCAAAGUCACGUUUAUCACGGGACUGCUCAUCUACGCGUGCGGCACUCUGAUAUUCUGGCCAUCUGCCGUCUUGACGUCGUUUACCGCGUUCAUCAUUUCCAAUUUCAUUGUCGGCUGUGGCUUCGGCGUGCUCGAGACCGCGGCAAACCCGUUCAUCGCACUGUGCGGACCGCUCGAGAAUGCAGAAAUCCGGCUAAACUUCUCCCAAGCCAUCCAAGCCACGGCCAGCGUGGUCUCGGCCGUGCUGGCCAAAAAGGCCCUGUUUCAUUCGGUCCAGGACGCGGCAAGCCUAGUCAGAGUGCAGUGGACGUACUUGGCCAUUGCGCUCUUUGAUUUGUUGCUGGCCGUUGCUUUUUACUACCUGCCUGUACCUGAAGCAUCCGACGAAGACCUACGCGCGCUCUCGGACCGGCGGAGAGAAACAAACUCGGUGCGCGUGAUUGGCAUUCCGGUGAUUUGGAUGACGUUUGGCCUGGCCGUGUUCUCGCAGUUUUGCUAUGUCGGUGGGCAAGAGGCCUUCAUCACCAGUCUGGCCUCGUACAUUCAGGCGCAAACCCCGCAGUCGAGGCUUAGCACGUAUGAUUACACGCUUAUCGGCCGCAGUCUGUUUGCCGUGGGCAGGUUCCUCGCAGCGUUUGCGCAGUGGUUCCUCAAACCACGCUGGAUUUUACUCGUAUUGUACCUCGGCCUGAUCGUGCUCUCGGUACUGUGCAUGAACCUAUCCGGUUUAGCCGGAGUCAUCCUCGCUUUGUUUAUAUUUCUCUUCGAAAGCGGCGUGUUCAGCACCAUCUUCGCCAUGUCGCUGCGCGGCAUGGGCGCCCACACCAAAACCGCCUCAGCAAUCAUGGCCACUACUAUUGGCGCCGGCACCAUCUUCCCUUUUCCGCAGCGCGCUGCUGUUAACACGCACGGUAGCACGCCGUAUUCGUUUGCUGUGAUUGUCGCACUGUUCUCGGCGGGCGCGCUGUUUCCGCUCUAUCUCUCUUUUGUGCCUGCGGCGAAGAAGCAGGUUGAUCCCGUUCCGAAUGAGUAUUUGCGUCGGCAUCGUCGUCGGAGCCACCAUUGCCGACGCAAGAACAGGACUGAAAAUGGUGGUGACCCACCUCUGCCUAAAGAAGAGCAUUACUCGCUCGGUGGUGUGUGGUCAAGGCCGCGCAGUUUGGUAGAGGAGCCGCCGUCGUCGUCGGAACCGCCGCCAAUACCGGAGAUGACCAUGACGAGUGGGCAUGAUUUUGCUCGAACAGGAAGUACAUAG
Messenger RNA from Talaromyces rugulosus, 2667 nucleotides. RefSeq lists its product as uncharacterized. Bases 1 to 2667 code for a protein of 888 amino acids. NCBI's taxonomy places the organism in Eukaryota, Fungi, Ascomycota, Eurotiomycetes, Eurotiales, Trichocomaceae. Gene Ontology annotation, biological process: transmembrane transport. Gene Ontology annotation, molecular function: transmembrane transporter activity. The record is from RefSeq and is a predicted model, not a curated record. The transcript has 4 exons.